Molecule: messenger RNA, 2061 nt
Organism: Sporothrix schenckii 1099-18
Lineage: Eukaryota; Fungi; Ascomycota; Sordariomycetes; Ophiostomatales; Ophiostomataceae
Product: 6-phosphofructo-2-kinase
Exons: 4
Coding region: 1-2061 (686 amino acids)
Biological process (GO): fructose metabolic process; fructose 2,6-bisphosphate metabolic process
Cellular component (GO): cytosol
Molecular function (GO): 6-phosphofructo-2-kinase activity; ATP binding
Source: RefSeq, a predicted model, not a curated record
AUGAGCACGCAUCUAGCUUCAGCUACGAACUCAACUUCCUCCACUUCCUCGUCUCCCAAACUUCGCCAAACAGAACACCCGCCAAUUCCUCAACCUCACGGACAAGAUGGCCAUCUUCUACCUCCUCCACAGGCCUCUCUCGCCCAUGCGCUGAAGUCCCUGAACAACGGCACCACCGACUCGCUCCCACCACCAAGCAACAUUAAUGGUACCGCUGGACCUCCAACCAGCAGGCCAAACAUCCCACAUUAUGAAUCACCCUACGCACGGAGCAAUGCUUCGACCGCUCCUGGGUCACCGAGAAUUCCUCCGCUGAGACAGAACUCGGGCAGCCACACGCCGCGAGUCCGGCCACAUGCGACGUCCUUGAACAUCCCGGGCAUGACCCGGUCCAAAGUCUCGCCCGAUGGCCGCAUCCCCGACCGUGAUGUUGCCGCGAAGCUGGUCAUCAUCAUGGUCGGCUUGCCUGCACGAGGUAAAUCGUACAUUACAAAGAAGAUUCAGCGAUACCUUUCAUGGCAACAGCACAACACGCGCAUUUUCAACGUUGGAAAUCGGAGACGCAUUGCCGCCGGAGUUAUGCCUCCAUCCUCUUCCUCGCCCAGAGGCAGGUCGCUGCCUACCUCCCAGCACCGUCAGUCGCUCCUCAACCCUAACGGACAGGCGGAUGGCCCCGUUCAGGAGGCUGCGUCGAUUUUGUUAAAUGGCACUCAUGCUGUUCAAAUCGAGGAGCCCACGACGUUCGAUCUCAACGGCUCUGCCGAAACUGCAGGCACUCAAGGCGAUCAGCAAAACCACAUGGACCAGUCCGCCAAGUUCUUUGAUCCGAAAAACGAGACUGCAUCCAAGAUUCGGGAACAGGUCGCUCUGGAGACUCUCGACGAGCUCAUUGACUAUCUGCUCAACGGAAACGGAUCUGUUGGUGUCUUGGAUGCCACAAAUAGCACCAUUCAUCGGCGGACGCUUUUGGUUGAUCGCAUCAAACGGCGGGAGCCAAAACUGAACAUUCUGUUUAUUGAGAGUAUCUGCAACGACGAAAAUUUGUUGGAGGCAAAUAUGCGUCUCAAGCUCUCGGGCCCUGACUACAAGAACAAGGACCCUGUGCAGUCUCUGGAAGACUUCAAGGCCCGUGUCAAGGCCUACGAGAGUGCAUACGAGCCAGUCGGUGAAUACGAGGAAAAGCACGACUGGCAAUACAUUCAGAUCAUUGAUGUGGGACGAAAAAUUGUCCACCACCGCCUCAGAGGCUUCUUGGCCAGCGGCAUUGCGUCCUACUUGACAACGUUCAAUUUGUCUCCAAGACAAAUUUGGAUCACAAGACACGGCCAGAGCCUGGAUAAUGUCGCAGGCAAGCUCGGUGGUAACUCGGAUCUCACCGAACGAGGCCAUUAUUACGGGAUGGCGCUGUACAACUUUAUCACGGCAAAACGGAAAGAAUGGGUCGUGGAACAGGAAAAUAAAAUUGCCCGCGCCUCUUUCCCACCGCAGCCUGGAGAUCACACGCCCCCAUAUCCCGAGUUCAAUCAAGACCUUGAGGAAAAGAACUUUUGCGUCUGGACAUCAAUGCUGAAGCGCAGCGGAGAAACGGCCGAGUACUUUGAGGCCGACGACGAUUAUGAUGUCAAGGCGUGGGAGAUGCUCAACGAACUGAAUGCUGGCACGUUCGAGGGCAUGACAUAUGAAGAGAUUGCGACAAAGCACCCGGACGAGUACGAAAAGCGUCAGCACGACAAACUGCAAUACAUCUACCCAGGUGUCGGUGGCGAAGGGUAUUUACAAGUCAUCAACCGGCUGCGCGAUAUGGUUCGGGAGGUCGAGCGUGUCUCAGAUCACGUUUUGAUUAUCAGCCACCGCUCUGUGUGCCGCGUCUUGAUGGCCUAUUUCAUGGAUCUCACGCGCGAGGACAUCGCGGACCUGGAUGUCCCUCUGGGGAUGCUUUUUGCCAUUCACCCAAAGCCAUAUGGUAUUGAGUUCCACGCGUAUCGUUACAACGAGCCCCAGGGCUGGUUUGAUGAGGUCCGGGACUACAAGCCACAGAAAACGCUUGACCGAAACAACUGA